UCCACCUCUAUUAAUCCACCUUGUGUCAGUGGCUCUAUUUGAGAAUAUAAAAAUCGAUAAUUGGCCGAUUAAAUUGUAUCGUGUUAACAGUUGCUUGGUGUGGUAAAUGUAAACAAGCUCUAUUUUAAUUUUUUUUGUUUGCGUCAAGAAAAUUUAAGAUGGGAGGUGGUGAUUUGAAUUCAAAAAAAUCAUGGCAUCCUCACACGUUGAAAAAUCAGGAGCAAGUUUGGAAAGCCGAACAGGCGAAAGCACUUGAAGAGAAAAAACUUAACGACUUGCGAAAAGAAAUUCAGGAAGAAAGGGACCUUGAGCAACUCAAAAGAGUCGGGCGGGAGAAUGGUGUUUUAGACGGCAACCAAGGAAGCGACAAAAAGUUGGAUUGGAUGUAUAAAAAUAGCCAUGAUCUCAUAAAUAGAGAUGAAUAUUUAUUAGGUCGUAAAGUUGAUAAGUCUUUCGAAGUACUUCAAGCUGAAGAACAGCAAAAAGAGAAAAACACCCUUGUUGGUGUUAAGCAACCUUUGAAUCAUGUGGAACAUGAAUGUGUACCUUUUUCCAUUAGGGCAUACAAAAACCUUCAAAUAACAGAACAAGUAGAUCUUCAGCGCAAAUUUAUGGAAGAUCCCUUAAUGCUGAUCAAACAACGAGAAAUGGAAUCUAGACGAAAAAUACUUGAGAAUCCAGUAAAAUUGAAAGAGCUGCAUCGUAUAUUAAAAACAGAUGAGAAGCUUAGAAAAGUGGCAAAAAAGUCCAAAAAAUCUAAAAAGAGUAAAAAGUCUAAAAAGAAGCACAAAAAAAGAAGCAAAUCCUCCUCGUCUAAUUCAUCUAAAUCUGAAUCAAAUAAUGAAAGUGACUCUGAUCUUGAUAGCAAAUUAGCAAAAAAGCUUAAAGUAGGCAUAUUAGACGAAGAAGACAUUUUGCAAAAGGGUAUUAACCUAAAUAAACUCUUGGAUUCAAAAUAUGAGAAAAUAUCUCAAGAGUUAGACAAAGCUGCUCGCAAAAAAUCUCGCAAAAGAUCACAAAAAAGUGGAAAUAGUGAUAGCAGUUCUGAAAGUUCUGGCUUUGAAUUGAGAAAGAAAACUGAAAAUAAACCGAAAAACACAACACGAGAUAGAGAAUAUAAAAGACGAAAAGAUAGAUCCAAAACACCCACAUCUGCAUCGGAACGAGCAGAAUACAGUAGACACCAAACUAGCACAAGAGCUGCAAGGUCGCCAUAUCGUAGCACAAUGUACAACACAAGGUCUAGAUCUAGAUCCAGAAAGAGAGCAAUGAAAAGAACUUCGAGAUCACAUUCUCGAUCUAUGGAAAGAAGAGCCAUAAAAAAUAUAUCUUUUAAAACAAAAGACGCGAGAUCGAGAUCCAAUUCAAUGAGUAAAUAUGGACACAGAUCUAGGUCGGCAUCAAGUUCACACAAUCGGAAAGAUCGAACUUCUAUGAAAAAUACAAGAAUAUUCCCGCGACAAACUAAAUCACCGCGACCUAUCGAAAAGCAAUUCAGUAGAAGGUCUAGAUCUAGUUCCAGACACAGAACCACUAGAAGAGUUUUCAGAUCACACUCUCGUUCUAGAGAAAGAGAACACAUUAAAAAGAAUUUACAUAAUACGAAACAUACAGCGAGAUCUAGAUCUAACUCUAUGAGUAAACGUAGACACACAUCUAGAUCCCGUUCGCGCUCAUACAAUAGAAAAGAUCGCAAAUCUACAAAACAAUCAAGGGUCACACCAUGCCCUUCAAAUUCGCCGGAAUACAGGAAAAAACAAUCCCAAGUAUUCGCAUCUGCUUCCACUCAACGACAAAGCAAACUCACAGAUGAGGAGAAACAAGCAAGACUUCGAGAAAUGAUGUCAAACGCAGAAUGGAGGGAAGAAGAACGCUCGCUUGCAGUUCGAAAACAUCGCGAGGAAUAUGCCCGCGAAGAGGAGCAAAAUAAAAAAUUGGAUUUUGAUAAGGAUUUUCUGAAUAAAGAAGUAAAAAAGGCAAUAGCCAACCAAACCUCGGUUAGCUCGCGUUUGCGAGCCAAUCUCAAUAACAUACAGAGGACGUCAUCUGCCAUGAAUGCCAAUUUUGCUAAAAAAUAGGAACACAUCAUUCAUAAUUUAAUGACGUUUCUACUGAUACUUUAUUUAAACUUUUAAUAAACAACUAGUUACGAAGUA
Stomoxys calcitrans (stable fly) is the source of this 2156-nucleotide messenger RNA. RefSeq names its product pre-mRNA-splicing factor CWC25 homolog (gene Cwc25). NCBI's taxonomy places the organism in Eukaryota, Metazoa, Arthropoda, Insecta, Diptera, Muscidae. The record is from RefSeq and is a predicted model, not a curated record. Gene Ontology annotation, biological process: mRNA splicing, via spliceosome. Gene Ontology annotation, cellular component: U2-type spliceosomal complex. The transcript is spliced from 3 exons. Bases 159 to 2078 code for a protein of 639 amino acids.